This is a messenger RNA of Glossina fuscipes, 673 nucleotides long. RefSeq names its product putative RNA polymerase II subunit B1 CTD phosphatase RPAP2 homolog. The transcript is spliced from 4 exons. Gene Ontology annotation, molecular function: RNA polymerase core enzyme binding; RNA polymerase II CTD heptapeptide repeat phosphatase activity. The record is from RefSeq and is a predicted model, not a curated record. Lineage: Eukaryota; Metazoa; Arthropoda; Insecta; Diptera; Glossinidae. The coding region runs from base 139 to 561 and encodes 140 amino acids. Gene Ontology annotation, cellular component: nucleus; cytoplasm.
GAAUAAAUUGCAAAAAUUACAUUUCAAAGGGAAUUUUGUAUUUUACACUGUAUUUUUUUUUAUAACGCGGAUCAUCAUCUGUUGUUCAUUCGCUGAAUACUUAAGAAGAAGAAGAAGAUAUUCCAAAAAAUCAAAUCCAUGUCUUUCAAACUUGAACAAUUAAGUAAAGAAAAGCUACUGCAGGCAGUGCGCAUAAAAAAGCAAUGCAAUGCUCGUGCGCAGCUGAUAGUGGAAUCUUUAUUGGAGCGCUACGUAAGCGAAGAUGACUUCCUACGAAAGCUACCGGAGAUUAAUCAAUGCCACUACAAUGAUGUUGUAGAUGAAAGACAUAUUUUGCAUUUAUGCUCAUAUCCUCUGUGUGGCGAAAUUAUAGAAACGGUACCACAACAACAAUAUCAGAUUUCAACGUUGACUAAUAAAGUUUACGACAUAACAGAUCGUAAAAAAUUCUGCAGCCCACAUUGUUUCAAAGCUUCGGAAUACAUAAAAUCACAAAUGCUCACAAGUCCUCUUUGGUUGCGCCAUCAAGAAAUAAUACCAGCUUUUAAAGUGCUUAAGUAGUGAAUGUCUCCAAAUAAAAUUAACUUGUUCUGGCUGGCUGCUUUACUUUCAUUGUAAAUUAAUUUUAUUUAUAAUGAGUUCGUACCAUGUAUAUCUGUUUUAUUUAUGCUGC